This is a messenger RNA of Aspergillus aculeatus ATCC 16872, 2815 nucleotides long. RefSeq names its product WD40 repeat domain-containing protein. Gene Ontology annotation, molecular function: protein binding. The transcript has 2 exons. Bases 193 to 2595 code for a protein of 800 amino acids. Lineage: Eukaryota; Fungi; Ascomycota; Eurotiomycetes; Eurotiales; Aspergillaceae. The record is from RefSeq and is a predicted model, not a curated record.
GACAACGUGGACGAGGCAUCCCUCGACCUGGUCCGGUUGUACCACCCACCUCAGUGCCAAUCAGCAACUUGCUGUGCCGUUUCGGCUGCUUAUCAGCCAGUUCGCUCGCCACCAGUUGGUCCAGUUGGUCGCCCGAAAAGUGAGCGGUCGCCAGUCCCGUCGCCAACCGAAUCGCUGCAUCUGACGACCGGAAUGCCUGGUCAGGUUGGGCCCGACUCUCCUCCUUCGGUCUCGUCCAGCUCGUCCGUCCGUGCAGCUGGUUCCUACUCUAACACUUCACCACGCAAUGUCUCCCGAUUCUCGUCGCAAUAUCUCAGCUUGUCACCACCCGUUGCCCGUGAAGACAUGAUGCCGCCGCCACCGGGUGAGGGUCAUCCGCCGGGCGCAUCCGCAGACGUGCCCGAUCCAGCACUGCCCACAGCCGUCGCAGCCGUCGCAGCCCCCGAGCCUGGUUUCGACAUGAGCGAUCCACGCUUGUCAGCCUUUAUGGCCGUUCCGCAAUAUCCCAAUGCCCCGAGCGACGCUGCCCCUGUCGCGGUGACGGAGAUCGUCAACGCUGUGAUGGAGCGGCCAGAAUUCGCCCACUACGGUCACGGUCGUGUAGCCGACCAAGCGACGCCCCGCCUCGCCUCAUCCUCUCCCCCGGGAGAGUGGUAUGUCUCCGACUCGGAGAUGACCGAUGCGCUUUCGGACGUUGGUGGCGUACCGCUGGGGCCAUACAUGGGCGAUUAUGACGAUACCCCCGGCGCAGAGUAUGCGCAUGAUACAGCCUCGACGAUCUCCGAAUUCACCGAUGACGAUGAAACGACCGACCUGAUCAUGGAUUACGAACCUUCAAUCGCGGCGGAACGACUCCCCGCCCUGUCUGGGUUGGAUGAUGACCCCGAUGACACCUACAAAUUCUACAUGGACGACGGCGAUGAGGAAUCCGAUUUCGAGGAUGCUGAGGCGCGGAUCCGUCGCAGCACGGCCGCUUUGUCGGAAGUGGACUAUGAUGGGUUCUAUCAAGGAUUGAACGCCGGCUACGCCCCGCAAUCUUCAGAUAUUUUUCCCGGCGCUGCUCACGACGACUUCAAUGCUUCAUUCUCCGAGGGUGAUGACUCGAGCGGUGUCGAAGCGCCGAAUGAGCAGCAUGUCGCGGACCCGCCCACCGGGAUGGUGAAAGAACGGAACUUGACCAUCGACCAAUUCAUCGGACAAUGGCUCUGUCAGUCUAACACCGCUUCAAUCACGGGGUUUACAAUGGGCCCCGCCCCUCUGGCACGCAGUGCGGUCGCUAGUCUGCUUUCGUGGAUGCCGCCGGCCAAAAUCGUCCGGCCGGCUGGGUAUCGAUGGGACUUCUUUGAUAUCCAGCAGAUCCCCUGGAAGGAAGCUUUGCAGGUGAAACGGUCCUAUGCACGGAGCUUGCGAGACCAGUCAUAUACGUCCUAUCAUAACCUGGAGUAUUCGCGCCAACGGCCGGGCGCGCGACUGGCACGGGACGAAACCUAUUUUCGCGAAAAGGCCAUGUACACGGAACACAAAGCCAGCAUGGAACAUUUCCAGCUGCGGAACCUGAUGUCCGCGGCGGCGUAUAACACGGUGCACUUUGCGCACGAAUGCAAGGUCUACUCCUGGGUUCCCGCGUACGAUGAUCUGCGGUGCAUGAUCGAUCUAUCGAAACCGACCGUGGAGUCUGGCCUAAAGGGAUCGAUGAAGAUCACAACGAUGCGAUCGGCGCAUGACAUUACUAUUGCGGGCGGUUUCGCCGGGGAAUACGCUUUACGAGCCAUGGGCACGGAUGGGCCAGGGAUCGCGGGGUAUGUUACCCAAACUCCGAACAUCACGACUCACGUCGACAUCGUUCCGAGUCGCAGCAGCGGGUCGCCGCUGGGGGUGUUUGCGUCUAACGACCGGCAUCUCCGGGUUCUGGACUGCGAGACCAACACGUUUGUCGCGGACUACGAGCUCUCACGCGCCAUCAACUGCACGGCGACGGCGCCGGACGGGCGUCUACGGGCGGUGAUCGGCGACUCGCCGGAUGCGUGGGUGGUGGAGGCGGACAGUGGGCGCCCAGUGCAUCCACUGCGGGGCCACCGCGACUUUGGGUUUGCGUGCGCGUGGUCGCCGGACAUGCGCCAUAUCGCGACGAGCAACCAGGACAAGACGGCGAUCAUCUGGGACGUGCGGAUGUGGCGCAUGCUGCAGAAGAUCGAGUCCGACGUGGCGGGAUACCGGUCGGUGCGAUUCUCGCCGGUUGGAGGCGGGUCGCGGACGUUGCUGCUGUGUGAGCCAGCGGACCGGAUCACGAUUGUCAACGCGCAGACGUACCAGAGCCGGCAGGUGCACGACUUCUUCGGGGAGAUUGGCGGGGCGGACUAUUCGCCGGACGGCAGUAUGAUCUGGGUGGCCAACACGGACGAGCAUUUUGGGGGGUUCAUGCAGUACGAACGCCGCCAAUGGGGGCAACGGUAUGGGCCGCAGGGGCUGCCGAAUGAAUGGGUGCGGGACGGGGAGCUGGACGAGGACGAGCGCUGUGUUCUGAGCGAGCGCGAGCGGCGGCAGCGGGUGCUGUGGAAUCUGACGGACGAAGAGCAUGAGGCGUUGAUUAUGUGAGUGUGGAUAUAGUCGUGGUUAUGAUUUACGUGCUUGCAUUGUUUAGCGGAGAUACCAUUGAAUGUGUAUACAGAUUCGAGUACUGGAGUACUCAACAUCACCAUAUUUGUAUUUGUAUGGUAGAUUGCAUAGAUUGCAUGAAUUGCAUGAAUUGCAUCAUGGUGCAAGAGACGAGCACCAGACGAGCACAAGUAGGCAUGGCAUGCGUACGUAGGGAGGG